Messenger RNA from Phragmites australis (common reed), 1021 nucleotides. RefSeq lists its product as uncharacterized. Bases 67 to 633 code for a protein of 188 amino acids. Gene Ontology annotation, biological process: ribosome assembly; ribosomal large subunit biogenesis. The transcript has 2 exons. The record is from RefSeq and is a predicted model, not a curated record. NCBI's taxonomy places the organism in Eukaryota, Viridiplantae, Streptophyta, Magnoliopsida, Poales, Poaceae. Gene Ontology annotation, molecular function: RNA binding. Gene Ontology annotation, cellular component: preribosome, large subunit precursor; nucleus; nucleolus.
ACCAAAAACCCUAGCCUCCGUCCCCAACCCCCACCGCCGCCCCGUUCCAAACCCUCCGCCGCCGCCAUGCGUCCGCUCGACGAGAAGGAGACCACGCAGGUCUUCGAGAAGCUCUUCAAGUUCACGGGGCCCAACCUGAAGCACCUCCUGGAGCGGCCCUCCGUGGAGGGCCCCGACCCGGAGCCGGGCCGCUACUGCCUCCGCCUCCACAAGAACCGCGUCUACUAUGCCUCCGAGGCGCUCGUCCGCCGCGCCACCGCCGUCGCCCGCUCGCGCCUCGCCGGCGUGGGUACCCCCAUCGGCAGGUUCACCCACCACGGCGCGUUCCACCUCACCGUCCACGCGCUCGACCUCCUCGCGGCGCACGCGCGCCGCCGCGUCUGGCUUAAGCCCGACACCGAGCGCUCCUUCCUCUUCGGGAAUUCCGUGCCCAAGUCCUCCCUCGCGCGCAUCACCGAGAACACCAAGUCCGGGGACGGCGUCGUUGUCAUGUCCAUGGCCGACGUGCCGCUCGGGUUCGGCAUCGCGGCCAGGUCAGCGCAGGACUGCAGGAAGGCCGAUACUAACGCCGUCGUCGUGCUGCACCAGUCGGACGCCGGGGAGUACCUCCGCAAGGAGGAGGAACUCAUGUGAGGUGUGCCAUGGCUUGUGGUGCUGAAAGAUGUAUCUCGUUGGCACUUGAGAUCAGUAAGCAGUUAUUUCGUUUGUGGAGCGUGCAGUUUUCACGUGGUGGCAACGAAAAAAGGAACCGGAUAUUAGAUGAGGUGUUCUACCAUGUAUCCUCAUAGGAGUCUUGCCCUCAGGUGAUCCUGGGGCUAUAAAUUUUGUCACACUGUAACCUGUCAGUAUUCUACGUGAGUUUGUCAUGUAGAACUUUUAGAUUAGAUGACCAACGAUAUACUUUGGUUUGUGGACCCUUUGAACUGUAUGUAUUUUCUAAUUGUCUGGGCUGUCGAGUUACAUUGUAGAUGAAUUUGUCUGGGCCGCAUACAUCUUGAGCAACUGCUUCAGUAGUUGAGUG